This is a messenger RNA of Moesziomyces antarcticus, 1548 nucleotides long. Its product is annotated as APG6-domain-containing protein. Gene Ontology annotation, cellular component: phosphatidylinositol 3-kinase complex, class III, type I; phosphatidylinositol 3-kinase complex, class III, type II; phagophore assembly site. The record is from RefSeq and is a predicted model, not a curated record. Gene Ontology annotation, biological process: autophagy; autophagosome assembly; cellular response to nitrogen starvation. The transcript has a single exon. The coding region runs from base 1 to 1548 and encodes 515 amino acids. NCBI's taxonomy places the organism in Eukaryota, Fungi, Basidiomycota, Ustilaginomycetes, Ustilaginales, Ustilaginaceae.
AUGUCGUGGAGCUGUCAGCGAUGCAGGCAGCCGCUGCUGCUCCAUCCCAGCGUCGGCUCGGAGCUCGACCUGAACCAGUCCGCCUACGACCUUGUGCAGGACUCGUUCAUCGCCUCUCGCCAACCCAACCGGCCCACACCAACGUCCAGAACCGUCUCGACGCCCGACAAGAACCAAGGCACAUCCGCCCAAGAAGCAUCCAAGGCGGACGGCGUGGAAGCGUCGACUGCCGAUGCCAACUCUCUGUCUGCACGACUCGCGGCGUCGUCGGCGCUGUUUGAUCUGCUCUCGCACCCGCCUGCGACCGAAGCGAGCGGGAAUGACAAAGGCUCGGCGACGAUGAUCGACCAUCCGCUGUGCAAGGCGUGCACCGACACGCUGCUCGACAUUAUGGAUGCGCAGAUGUCGCAGCUGCGCACCCAGCGCGACUCGUACCUCGCCUUCGAGUCCGAACUGCGCCGAUACAAGCUUCUGCCCUCCAAGCCUGCGCGGCGAUCAUCCACCGCCUCCUCGGCCGAAGCUGGGCCGAGCAGUGCCGACGACAUGGCUGCGCUCGAAUCCGACGCGCGCAAGGAAUGCCUGGCGCUGCAGCGGGAGAUUGCGCAGCUGGCCGAGGACGAAGCAACCGCACUGGCCGAAUUGGACGAGGCGGAAGCAGCGCGUCUCGCAGUCGAGGCGGAACUCGAGGCGAUGCGCGUAGAAGAACGCGCGCUCGAGCAGGAGGAGGAGCGGUUCUGGUCGCAGUACUCUUCGCACACGCUCACGCUGUCCAAGCUCGAGGACGAAAAGAGCUCGUUGGGCAUGUCGAUCGCGCACGAUCGGCAGCUGCUCGCGCGGCUGCGCGCAUCCAACGUGUACACGGACGCCUUCUGCAUCGGCCACUCUGGCGGGAUCGCGACGAUCAACGGGCUUCGAUUGGGCAGGUUGCCCGGCCAAGCGGUGGAGUGGAACGAGAUCAAUGCGGCAUGGGGUCAGACGGCACUGCUGCUCGAUGUGAUCGCACGCAAGCUCGGCGUCGGAUUCCGCGGGUACCGCCUCGUGCCCAAGGGCUCCUUCAGUGUCGUAUACAGAUACGAGGACACGCAUUCACAUCGGUACUCUGCCUCAUCCACAACCGCCGCAUCCAGCAUUCUACCUGCUGCGCCUGGCGGGAUGGAUCCGAACGUCGGGGAGGUGGAUGAGGAGGGUGAGAAGGCGGUGUACGAGCUGUACGGUUCGUCCGACUGGCAGAUCGGACGGCUGCUGCAGAGUCGACGCUUCGACCAUGCACAGACGGGCUUCCUGGCGUGUCUCAAGCAGGUCGUCGAGUUUGCGGGCAGCCACGAUGCGGCGUUCCAGACCCCGCACGCCAUCAACAAGGACAAGAUCGGCGAGGCGAGUAUCAGGCUCCAGUUCGGUAGCGACGAGACGUGGACGCGCGCGCUGAGGCAUGUGCUCGUAACGUGCAACCGCGUGCUCAUGUGGACGCUCGAGCGCGAAAAACGCCAACAGCCGCAGGGGGGUGGGGUUAGCAUCAAUGGCAAGCAGGUAGGUAGCGUGGGCGCAUAG